AUGCUGACCCCGAAACUAGAGCACGCAACCAGGGCGAUUUCACACACUCCACACAGGUUGGGUGCCGACGGGGAGGGGAGAGUACCAACAUCACUGUAAGUGACCGUACGGGGCCCCACUGAGACAGACCCACACUGUAAAUUCACCCGGUGUUCCCGACUCUGGGACAGCCCACCAGGCGCGGGAACGAUCACACCCGGUACAGGGUCGGAGUCACACCUGCACACCCGGAGGAUACGCCAGACCGUACACUCCACCACUCCAGACAGACUCCCCCACACCCACCGCCAUACCACAUCAUCCUACUGACACCACCGCGGGGACGCCGCCCUAUCGCAGAGAUGGCAGCCUCACGGGGAUUUGUUCCGGCUCAACUGACAUACUGGUCCAAUAAUAUCCAGGGGCUUAACACGCCUGAAAAGCGCUCGCACCUGGCAAGGUGCCUAAGGUCAGUAACAGCUUCCGUGGCGUUCCUGCAGGAGACGCAUUUCCGAGGGGUAGACGCUCCCAAACUGGAGACCAGACGUUUCCCGCAGGGAUUCUACGCGAAUCACCCGGACGCUAAGAAGGCAGGCGUGGCAAUACUCUUUGCACAGACGACGCCGUUCCAACACAUAGCAACACAGGUGGACCCUAACGGCAGAUUUAUUUUCGUCAAGGGCACCAUCAUGCAACACACAUAUACCUUUGCGUGCCUUUACGGCCCAAAUAGAAAACAGCACACAUUUCUAGCCCGGACGCUAGCCAAAUUGGAGAAGUUCAGAGAGGGCCUCCUGGUCAUGGCAGGUGACCUCAACUUACCUCUGGACCCCCGCACGGACACCUCCAGAGGGCAGACCGUGAUCCCCGCGCAUUGCAUACGAGCAGCGCAACGAUCUCUACACAAACUUGGCCUUGUGGAUUGUUGGAGGGCAUGCAACCCUGAAGAUCGGGACUAUACCCACUAUUUGGCAGUCCAUACAAAUUACAGUCGCAUUGACUAUAUAUUCCCGCACAGGAAUAUCUCAACCUUCUCCACGAAGCACAAAUAG
Messenger RNA from Pelobates cultripes (western spadefoot toad), 1031 nucleotides. NCBI's taxonomy places the organism in Eukaryota, Metazoa, Chordata, Amphibia, Anura, Pelobatidae. The record is from the annotation of a GenBank genome assembly.